This is a messenger RNA of Funneliformis geosporum, 1839 nucleotides long. The record is from the annotation of a GenBank genome assembly. Lineage: Eukaryota; Fungi; Glomeromycota; Glomeromycetes; Glomerales; Glomeraceae.
AUGGCAAUAAAAAAGAGAAAAAUCAACAUAUUACUACUCGGUGAGACCGGUGUAGGAAAGUCCACAUUUAUAAAUGCCUUCGUGAAUUACCUCAAAUUUGAUACGUUAAAUGAUGCAAAAAUUGGAAUUCUGGAAGUUCUUAUCGCAUCCAAAUUCUCAAUUAUGGAAAAUAACUUUGACAUAAAAACAAUACAAAUUGGAGAUGAAGAUACAAACGAGAAACUAGAUACGGUAGGAAUGUCUGCCACACAAGGAUGUAAAAGUUACGUAUUUAAGGUUAAUAACAAGUUCAUAAGGUUGAUCGAUACUCCGGGAAUAGGUGACACUAGAGGAAUAGAUCAAGACAAGAAAAAUUUUGAUAACAUUCUAAAAUAUAUCGGAUAUUACAAGUAUCUUAAUGGAAUUUGCAUUCUUCUUAAGCCAAACCAAUCACGUUUAAAUGUAGUAUUUAAAUUUUGUAUUCAAGAAUUGUUAUCACAUCUUCACAAGAGCGCAAAGGACAAUAUUGUCUUCUGCUUCACCAAUGCUAGAGGAACAUUCUAUCGUCCAGGGGAUACAUUACCAGCACUAAAAUCACAACUAAAUGAGCUCAAGAAAAGUUCUGGUGUCGAAAUAAAAAUCAACAAAGAUACGAUGUAUUGCUUUGACAAUGAAUCAUUUAGAUUUCUAUCAGCAAUCAAGGGAGGAAUAUCUUUUACAAAAGAUGAUGAAAAAAGUUUUGCAGAAAGCUGGGAAAGAUCAGUGAAUGAAUCGUUUAAACUCGUGUCGUAUCUUACAUCGAUAACUCCUCACAAAACAAACGAUACUUUAUCGUUAAACCAUGCUAGAAAAAUAGUGUUACUUCUUUGCGAACCUCUUGCAAAGAUAGGGCAAAACAUCCAUACAAAUAUUAGUCUGAUAAGAGAUCAGCAAAUAAUGAUCGAAAACUCCAGCCAAUCCAUAGAGCAGCUUGAAGAAAGGUUAUACAUACCACAUAUUGACCUUGUUUCAAAACAGUUGGGUCAUCCAAGGACUGUAUGCACUAGCUCAAAAUGUAUUGACAUCUUGAAUCUUGGAGAGACAAAUUCAAAAAUAGUUAAUCACAAGACACAUUGUCAUCCACACUGUUAUUUGAGCAAUGUUGAACCUAAUGUAUUAAAUAAUCCAGCAUUGCUAGAAUGCUUUGUCAUGAGCGAUGAAAUUUGUAGAAAUUGCGGCUGCAGAUGGAAUAAUCAUAUGCAUGUAAUGAUCGAGCACAAGGAAGUUAUCAAAAAGAUCGUUGAUAAAAAUGUAGAAAAUCAGAUCAGUGAAAAGAAAUCGGAUCAAGAGAAAAAGAAAGCAGUUAUAGAAGAUAAACAAAAACGAAUCGAUCAGCUAACAAAAGAACAACAGGAAAUAACAGAUAUUAACGUCAAAUUUGCACAAUUUUUAAGUCAGAGCGCGAUAGCCAUUUUCAAUAAUGCAUAUCUGGACUACCUAGAUCAUUUCAUUGAACAAGAAAAACUUAAAAAGUGUGCCGAUCCUGAUAAUUAUGAUGACAAAAUCCUCAAAGGAAUUAAAACUUCAAAAAAAGAAUACAUGGAAAAGAUAGAAAUUUUAAAGAAAGCAAUUGCGAAAAAGGAUCCAACGGUUCAACCAGUCUCUCCAGAAGAUGUUUUCAAUCUCGAACAACGAUUGUAUACUCUACCAAUUAACGGUCAAACACUAAAAAAUAUAAAAGAUGAAGCGGAACGUAGCGUAAAUAAUUCAUUCAAAUAUAGAGAAAAGUGCUAUUCAUUUUCAGGUGAAGGAAGUUUUAUGACAAGAGUUAUAAGUGUUAUAAGUUUUAUACGAUCUUUUAAUCCAUUUAAUUUUUUAUAA